AUGAGCUGCCACAACAGCUCCGAACUCCAGGUGCUUUGCAGCUCCAGCCAGCUAUUCCUGCAGCCCCUCUGGGACCGCCUGAAGACCUGGGAGGCCCUCAUCCAGUCGCCCUUCUUCCCGGUCCUCUUCUCAGUCAUCACCUAUGUGGGCUUCUGCCUCCCCUUCGUGGUGCUGGACGUCCUGAACCCCUGGGUUCCAUCUCUGCGCCGCUACAAGAUUCAUCCCGACUUUUCUCCGUCAGCCCGGCAGUUGCUGCCCUGCCUGCGACAGACUCUCUACCAGCACGUGGUGUUCGUGUUCCCCUUAACGCUGCUACACUGGGCCCACAGCCCCAAGCUCCUGCCACCCGAAGCCCCCCAGCUGCUUGAGCUAGUGAGCCACAUCGUGUUCUGCCUGUUGCUCUUCGACGGUGAAUUCUUUGUGUGGCACGUGCUGCACCACAGAGUGCCCUGGCUGUACCGCACCUUUCACAAGGUGCACCACCAGAACUCGUCCUCGUUUGCUCUGGCCACGCAGUACAUGAGCGUCUGGGAGUUGUUUUCCUUGGGCUUCUUUGACUUGGUGAACAUCAAGCUCCUCAAGUGCCACCCUCUCACCGUCCUCAUCUUCCAUGUUGUCAACAUCUGGCUGUCAGUGGAGGACCACUCAGGCUACGACUUUCCGUGGUCCACUCACAGACUGGUGCCUUUCGGGUGGUAUGGAGGCGUGGCGCAUCACGAUCUGCAUCACUCUCAGUUUAAUUGCAACUUUGCCCCUUACUUCACACACUGGGACAAAUUACUGGGUACCUUUCGCCCUGCACCUCUGCCAGCUUGGUGGAAUUGUGGCUGUGGUGGGUGCCCCUCCUAA
Molecule: messenger RNA, 849 nt
Organism: Marmota flaviventris (yellow-bellied marmot)
Lineage: Eukaryota; Metazoa; Chordata; Mammalia; Rodentia; Sciuridae
Gene: Ch25h
Product: cholesterol 25-hydroxylase
Biological process (GO): lipid biosynthetic process
Molecular function (GO): iron ion binding; oxidoreductase activity
Source: RefSeq, a predicted model, not a curated record